Molecule: messenger RNA, 1074 nt
Organism: Plasmodium gallinaceum
Lineage: Eukaryota; Apicomplexa; Aconoidasida; Haemosporida; Plasmodiidae
Product: conserved Plasmodium protein, unknown function
Exons: 1
Coding region: 1-1074 (357 amino acids)
Source: RefSeq, a predicted model, not a curated record
AUGAUUAUAUUAAAAUAUUGUACUUUGGCAUUUUUGUUUUAUUCGAUAUUAUUUAACUACUUAAUUUUCUUAACAAAUGGAGUAAGUUUAAAUAAACAAAGGAAUAAAGAAAAUGAACGAUUUAAUAUUUUUUCUAAUAUAAAUAAUUUGGAGAAUCGAGAAAAUAAUGUGAAGAACAAUUAUGAUAUUGAGGAUUAUUUUUAUAAUGACCAUAAAAAAAGAAAUAUAGAAGAUAACACUGUUACAUAUUAUAAUAAAAUAAAAGAUAAAAAUAAUAUUUAUAAUGAAGGCAUUUUUUAUGAAACGAAUAUAGCUGAUGAAGAUAAUAAUAAAUAUAAAAAAAAAGAUAUAUUUCAUAAUAAUGAAAAAAAAAUUUUAACAUUUUCAAAAAAUGAGAAUGUUACUUCAAAUCAUAUUUAUCCUUCAGAUAUAUAUUUACAGUCCUUUAAUGUAAAAAAAAAAAAAAAAUAUGUUCCAUUAAAUAAUAAGUAUAUAGAAAGUUCUAAUAUUGAAUUAAAAAAUAGACUAAAUUACUCAUUAAAUCCAGCAUUAACUUUAGUAGCCUCACGAGCAGUUGAUGGAUUAUUAGGAGGAGUUAAUCAACAUAUGCAAGGACCAUAUGCUUUGAAUCCAGAUGGAAACAACUCCCCUUUAAGUAAUCCUAUAGUUACUCCUAAUUUGUAUCCAAGUCCUCAUAUGCCUCCCUCUAAUAUGGCUCAUGGAGCUCCUCCCCCUGGACCACCACCACCCCCAAAUAUUUCACCACCACCACCAGGAACACCUGCUCCUCCCAUUGCUCCUUCGGGACCCCCUGGGGCAAUUCCCCCUGCUCCUCCUAAUUCCAUAAUGUAUAAUUCUAUGGGUGCACCUAAUUCUGCAUCUCCUAAUACAAUUGGUCAAAACCCUAAUUUUAAUAUACAUCCAACAGCUUCUAAUUUGAGAGGAGACCCUGGUAAUGUUACAUCUAACGAAAUUGUUAGUAUAACAAUUGGUAUAGUUUUAAGUCUAUUUCUUUUUUGUUUUAUUUCUGGAUGUCUAAUUAAAAUGUGUAAACCUAAAAAGAGAAGAAGAUAA